Messenger RNA from Eimeria necatrix, 1194 nucleotides. Its product is annotated as acetyil CoA acetyltransferase/thiolase, putative. Gene Ontology annotation, biological process: fatty acid beta-oxidation. The coding region runs from base 1 to 1194 and encodes 397 amino acids. The record is from RefSeq and is a predicted model, not a curated record. Gene Ontology annotation, molecular function: acetyl-CoA C-acetyltransferase activity. Lineage: Eukaryota; Apicomplexa; Conoidasida; Eucoccidiorida; Eimeriidae. The transcript has 6 exons.
AUGAGGAGACAGCUGCUGCCUCGGAGGGUGGUGUUUAUUGGGGGGGCUCGAACGCCCAUUGGCGGUUUCCUGGGAUCCUUGAGAGCCACGCCUCCCAGCAAACUCGCCGCUGCAGCAGCAGCUUCUGCCAUUAAACGCUCUGGGCUUUCCCCUGCAGAAAUUCAACAAUGUGUAGUAGGCCAGGUGCUCGCUGCGGGGCAAGGAAGAGCCUCCCACAGGCUGGCGAUGAGUCUUGCGGGUCUUCCUCCCACGGCCUCCGUCUUCGCCGUGAACAGCGGCUGCGCCUCUGGCCUCAAGGCUAUUUCUUUGGCCGCUUCUUCGGUGGCUCUGGGCGAGUUCCCUCUGUCGCUGGCUGUGGGUGUGGAGUCUGUGAGCUGUGCGCCGCACCUUUUGCUGAAAGCAAGAGAAGGCGGCUACGGGCUGGGGGACGGAGCUCUCGUGGACUCAGUCGUUUUUGACGCUCUCAACGGCCCCAAUUUUCAACUAAUACCCGGCGAAGAAGCAGAAGCCGCCGCUGUGGCCCACGGCAUUUCGCGGGCUGACUGCGACGAAUACGCAGUAAGGAGUUUCAAGCGGGCGGCCGACGCUGCCAGCAAAGGCUUUUUCGGGCUGGAGGGGCUGGAGCCGCUGGCUGCUGCUGCUGCGGGUGGUGCUGCAGCGCCCGCUGCCCACGGCAUGGGCUCUUCAAUAUUCGACCCUCAAGAGCAGCAGCAGCUGCUGCAGCGCCGCGCUUCUGCGCACUCCAGCGGCCGCCAGCAGCUGCUGCAGCAGCGGCAGCGGCAGCAGCAGCAGCAGACGCGGGAGCUGCUGCAGCACGACGAAGAAGUGAGGCGAAUCUCUCUGGACCGCGUGGCCUCAGCCCGCCCCGUCUUCCGCAGCGACGGAGUCUUGACUGCAGCAAACUCUUGCAAGUUGGGCGACGGGGCAGCAGCUUUGGUGUUGGGCGAAGAAGGAGAAGCAAGAAAAAGAGGCCUGAGGCCUCUAGCCCGAGUCUUGUCUUUUGCUGACGCGGGAGGAGGAGAAGAUGGGGCCCCUUUCACAUUACCUUCUGAAGUUGCAAUCCUUAGAGCUCUCCGUCUGGCAGGACUGGAACGGGCAAGAGAGUUUUUGCUGCCUCUUGCUGCUGCUGCUGCUGCUGCUGCUGCACUCGUCUUGCUGCCUGCUGCAGAAUGCUGUGGCUCUUCCGACUAUUGA